AUGCAAGAAAUAACAAUUCUCUUCAACGAAAAAUCUUCAUGUGUAAAUGAUGAUCGAGAGAUUUGCAAACACAUUCAAGAAUGGAUUUCACUCAAAAAAUAUUGUUCAUCAGAAAUAAUGAAACUAGUUCAAGAGGAUCUAGAAAUUCCGCUCAAAUCAAAUAUUCUUGCUGUCUUUUAUAAAUACGGAAUAGGCACCAGCCUGGACUACGAAAGAGCUCGUUUUUGCUAUGAAGAAUCAGUAUCUUGUGGUGAUUUAUUUGGGACCGUGAUGUUGGGACUAUUUUAUGAGGAAAAUGUUGUCGGGAUUAAAAGUAACAAGAAAGCAUUAGAGCUAUAUCAACAAGCCGCAGAUGCCUGUUUCCCGCUUGGAUUGUAUCGUCUCGGAAAAUUUUAUGAGAAUUUUAAUGGCGGAUAUGAAAAAUCGGUGGUGUUUUAUGAAAAGGCGGUCGAAUAUGGGUUUCCGGCUGAGAUUUAUAUUUCUGAUUAUUAUUUUAAUGCUUCUUUGAAUUGGUCUUAUGGUUGUCGAAAAGCAUUUAUUUGGGGAAAACGGGCGGCUGUUAAAGGAAAUAUGAUCGGACAACAUUAUUUAGGAUCUGAUUAUUUAGACGGAAAUGGUACAGAGAUCGAUAUUCAUAAUGGUAUUAAAUGGUUAUGUAAAGCUUAUAAAAGUGGAUAUAUGGCAGCUGAGCUGGGUCUUUGUCGGGUUUUUAGAAAAUCAUAUUAUUAG
Ambispora gerdemannii is the source of this 729-nucleotide messenger RNA. The record is from the annotation of a GenBank genome assembly. Lineage: Eukaryota; Fungi; Glomeromycota; Glomeromycetes; Archaeosporales; Ambisporaceae.